AUGUCCAGUCCACCUCGCUAUCCCCAGCAUUAUUCAGCUGAGGAAAAGUUACCAGAAAUUGAAGCAGAUUAUGAUAGUGAUUCAUCUACUGAAGAAACUGAAAAUACAGUCGGCAAUAUCUCACUUGAUAAAUACAAAGAUUUACCACACAUCGGCUAUGAUAUUGAUGGCAAGAAGAUUUUGAGACCUGCUACUGAAGAUGAGUUGGACAAAUUCCUGGCUACUAUGGAAGAUCCAGAUUCAUGGAAAUCUGUAAAGAGCGACGUCGAAAACAAAGAACUUGUUCUAAACGAUGAAGAACUGGAUAUUAUCCAGAGAUUACAAAGAGGUAUCAUUCCUGAUGCAUCUUAUAAUCCUUAUGAACCCACCGUUGAAUGGUUCACUUCGAAAACCGAAGUCAUGCCUUUAUCAGCUCGACCUGAACCUAAGAGACGAUUUGUGCCUUCUAAAUGGGAACAUAAGAAAAUCAUGAAGAUUGUUCGUGCUAUCCGUCAAGGUCGUAUCGUACCACGUAAACCAAAAGAUGAAAAACCUCGAUUCUAUAAUUUAUGGGGAGACGAUGAUCAGCCUCGGGAAGACCAUAUUAUGCAUGUUGCUGCACCUAAAAUGAAACUUCCCGAACAUGAUGAAAGUUACAACCCACCAGAAGAAUAUCUACUGGAUGAAAAAGAAGAAAAGGAAUGGCGUGAAAUGGACGAAGAAGAUCGACCCAAGAAUUACCUUCCUAAGAAAUACAAGAGUCUACGUAAUGUGCCUGCGUAUGAUAAGUUCAUUCAAGAAAGAUUCCAACGUUGUCUUGAUCUUUAUUUGGCACCUCGUGUGCGCAAAAACCGACUGAAUAUUGAUCCUGAGUCACUUGUUCCUAAAUUGCCUAGCCCUAAGGAUCUUCGUCCCUUCCCUACUCGUCAAUCUAUCCUUUAUGAAGGUCAUACAUCGCGUAUUCGUGCUCUCUCAGUGCAUCCUAACGGUCUCUAUGCAAUCACUGGCUCAGAUGACCGCACCUGUCGUCUUUGGGAAGUGUUGACAGGGCGCUGUUUAAUGAUGUGGCAAUUCGACGGUGUUAUCCACGCAUUAGCAUGGUGUCCCAAUCCUGAUCAUUGGUUAUUUGCUAUCUCUGUGGGUCAUGGCGAAGUACAUCUGAUUUCCCCUCCUAAGCUAUGUACAGCCGAACAAGCCAUGAAUACGGAUCAACUUACAAAAUCAGCAUUUGGUUUCACGAAUACUGAUGCUGAUAUGAAGAAGAAAUCCGUCACUUGGAUGAAGGCAAGUGAGACAGAUGAAGAAAGAUACGGUUUCAAAAUCAAGAUUCAGCAUUCGCAAGUGGUGAAGCAAAUUACAUGGCACCGUAAAGGUGACUAUUUUGCUACUGUGUCUCCAGAUGCGAAAAACCUUGGUGUUCUUAUUCACCAAACAUCAAAACAUCAAACUCAAUCACCAUUUAACCGACUCAAGGGUAUUGUGCAGAAGGUUGCCUUUCACCCUAUCAAACCCAUAUUCUUUGUUGCUACGCAAAUUUAUGUACGUGUGUAUGAUUUGAUGCAACAACAACUAGUGAAGACGCUGCAAACCAACGUGAAGUGGGUUUCUAGUAUUGAUAUUCAUCCAGGAGGCGAUAAUGUGAUUAUCGGUUCUUAUGAUAAGAAGGUGUGUUGGUUUGAUAUGGAUCUCAGUUCAAGGCCGUAUAAAUCCCUUAGAUAUCACGAAAAGGCCGUUCGUCAAGUGACGUACCAUAAGCGAUACCCUCUUUUUGCAUCUGCUUCCGAUGACGGUACUAUUCAAAUCUUUUAUGGUAUGGUCUAUAACGAUCUGCUGCAAAAUCCAUUAAUUGUCCCUGUGAAGAUUCUGCGAGGUCAUGCUGAAAAAGACGGAUUAGGUGUCUUGAAUAUUGAAUUCCACCCUACACAACCUUGGAUCUUCUCGACUGGUUCAGAUGGCACUUUCCGACUUUGGACUUAA
Messenger RNA from Mycotypha africana, 1956 nucleotides. RefSeq names its product NUC169 domain-containing protein. The record is from RefSeq and is a predicted model, not a curated record. Gene Ontology annotation, molecular function: ribonucleoprotein complex binding; protein binding. Gene Ontology annotation, cellular component: PeBoW complex; preribosome, large subunit precursor. Gene Ontology annotation, biological process: maturation of LSU-rRNA from tricistronic rRNA transcript (SSU-rRNA, 5.8S rRNA, LSU-rRNA); ribosome biogenesis. The transcript has 2 exons. Bases 1 to 1956 code for a protein of 651 amino acids. NCBI's taxonomy places the organism in Eukaryota, Fungi, Mucoromycota, Mucoromycetes, Mucorales, Mycotyphaceae.